AUGAUGAGUCUCCCAGAGAUCAUCAGAUCAAAAUCUGUUGAAAAAGAAAUAAAAAAUCCAAAACUCAGCAACUUAAAACACCAAAUCACAAAUUUUAACGUUAAUACAUCUCUUGAGAUCUCCAGGCUAAACCAGACUAUGAACGAAGACGAUAAUUUGCCUUCACUUAAUCAUUCAUCACCUAAAAUUCUGCGAUUUUCCCCGAUUUCUCAAACUGCAAGAGAUAAAGGCAAAGAACCAAAAACCCCAAGAGCAAAUAAGCUGAAAUACAUAAUUAACUCAAUACCAGCUUCAAUUAAAGAAAAAUAUGAUUUACCAAUAAUUCCAACUGACCAUAGCUGGGAGCGAAUUGUAGGAACUGUUACUUAUAGAACUUAUACUCCAUUAGAAGGGCCAUCAUUUCAAUUUUCCACAACUCCUCGUUUUGACACUCCUCUGUUUCAUCAGAUUGAGUCAUUUAAAUACAGAUAUGUUAGUGAAGAAAGGAAAAAGGAAAUUAAAGUCCGCAUAAGGCAAAAUAAAGAUGUGUCGAGGUUUUCUCCUGAAAAAUAUAAGGAAAUACUCAAAGAAAAGUUUAAAAUGAAAGCACUGAAAGAAAUAAAUUGCAAAGAAAAUAAGACUGCAAUUGAUUUAAACAAUAAAAAGCUAAGAGAAGACCACUAUAAUGGAAGAUUGAGAAGAAUCGAAAUUAGAAAUAAUUGGCAAGAAUUCCACAUCAUGAAGAAAUCCUGGAUUUUACUUUUUACAGCCAUUUCAUUUGCAACAAUCUGAAAGAAAAGAGGCAUAUGAAAAAAGAAAUUAAAAGAAAGAAACAAAAGCAUUAUCAACUGGCUAUUCCAAGUAUGCUUAGUUUUAGGCAAAUUUAGAAUAAAAAUAAGAGAAGCGAGGUCAAAGCUGGCAUGGAGUAAAAUGAAGAAUUACCUCACUCCACACAUAUUAGCCUGGAAAUUUAGAAAAAACAAAAGAUUCAAAGAAAUCAUCACCGAUGUAUUAUCAAGAGGGUUAGACAGAGAUAAUUUACAAGAUGUUGUUAAUGAAUGAAAAAGAAGAAUCUCGCUGAUUCAAAAAGGUUUUAUCUCAAUGAUAAACAUCUACCGAGCUCGGACAGAAGCUUUAAUGAACUUAUGAAAUAAAACUGAAGAACAAUUAACAAAGAAAAAUAAAAAAAAUAUUUUUAUUUCACAAGAAGAGGAUGAAGAAUUUACUGGAAAGAGAUUAAUUCCCAGGCUAGUUAAACUGUAUUUCAUAAGAAAGUUUUUGAAUGCAAAAUUAUCUAUGCAUGGAAAAGCUUUGGCUCAAUAUUUUGAUGAAUGCAAAAAGCAUGAAGAGACAUUUAUGGAAAAAUUUGCAGAUAGUGUAUUAUAUGGGAAAAAAGUAAAGCUGGAAGAUGUGUAUGUUGCUAAGCCGUCAUUUGUUAUAUUUAGCGAGCAUGAAGAAUUUGUUGAUAUAAUAAAAACAGCUUAUAAAGAAAAAGACCAUUGGGAGCAAAUAAUCGUUAGUGAAACCAAAGUUGAUGGAUUGAGAUUGAGAUUGAGAUUUUUAGAUUAGAGAGGGUUAAAGCGGGGAUUAUUUCAGCCCCUGAUCCAGUCGAGCUUCAGCUUCACGUUCGUGUGGCGCUAGUCACUAAAGCCACCUGCCGCCCUUUUCUGAUGACGUCAUCAAAAAUGGUGACGUCAGCAUCUUUCGGGGAGACUCACCCGAACCUGCUUGGACCAAAAUGCUUCAGCAAAGGACUCUCUUAACCCCUGGUAGUGCUCAGGGUAUGAGGGGACCGUCCGAUGCCUCCUUCUGGAACUACCUCUGCCAUUUGCAGGCAACAUAAUGCUCCUCCAGAAGUCCUCGAUAGGUAUUGCGCCGUCGGUCUUCUCGUCUGUGGGUCGAGGGGAGGCCCAGUUAGCCCAGACCGCACCCACCCCGGAAUUAAGCCACCUGCGACCUCGUAGCCUUUCCGCCAGCUUUUUUAUUUUCUGGCAAAAAUUCUGAGUUCAUCUGCCGCUACUAGGUAUGCCAUGAUGGCAUUAAUUAAAGUUGAUGGAAGAUAUGCUGCUCCUCCAUAUCAUAUUGAUGACCUUAUUAAAAUUAAGCCUAAAAAUAAGAAAAAGCACAAAAAGAAGCACAAAACUAAAAUUGAGCAUCAUUAG
This is a messenger RNA of Blepharisma stoltei, 2141 nucleotides long. NCBI's taxonomy places the organism in Eukaryota, Ciliophora, Heterotrichea, Heterotrichida, Blepharismidae. The record is from the annotation of a GenBank genome assembly.